UCUCCGCCCCCGCUACCGGCGCCUCUUCUGCGGCCGUGGAGCCGGAGCCGGCCUGAGCGGUAGAGGCCCGUCCUUUUCAAGGACCCAAGCAUCCUCGUGGACGGUCGUCCGGCUUCGCCCGCCCAGCCGCGGUGCUCCAUCAGCCCACGCGGCGCGCCCUCUCCACGCGCCAACCCCGUCGGGUUCCGUGUGCAGUGUCGGCGGCCGGCCCUGGGCCCGAGCCCGAGCAGUAGCCGGCGCCAUGUCGGUGGUGGGCAUAGACCUGGGCUUUCAGAGCUGCUAUGUCGCUGUGGCCCGCGCCGGCGGCAUCGAGACGAUCGCUAAUGAGUAUAGCGACCGCUGCACGCCGGCUUGUGUUUCUUUUGGUCCUAAGAAUCGUUCAGUUGGAGCAGCAGCAAAGAGCCAGGUAAUUUCUAAUGCCAAGAACACAGUUCAAGGGUUUAAAAGAUUUCAUGGGCGUGCAUUCUCAGAUCCAUUUGUGGAAGCAGAAAAAUCUAACCUUGCAUAUGAUAUUGUGCAAUUGCCCACUGGAUUAACGGGCAUAAAGGUUACAUAUAUGGAAGAAGAGAGGAAUUUUACCACUGAACAAGUGACUGCCAUGCUCUUGUCAAAACUGAAGGAGACAGCAGAAAGUGUUCUUAAGAAGCCUGUUGUAGACUGUGUUGUUUCGGUUCCUAGUUUCUACACUGAUGCAGAACGACGGUCAGUGAUGGAUGCCACACAGAUUGCUGGUCUCAAUUGCUUGCGGUUAAUGAAUGAAACAACUGCAGUUGCUCUUGCUUAUGGAAUCUAUAAACAAGACCUUCCUGCCUUAGAAGAAAAACCAAGAAAUGUAGUUUUUGUAGAUAUGGGACAUUCUGCCUAUCAAGUUUCUGUAUGUGCAUUUAAUAGAGGAAAACUGAAAGUUUUGGCCACAGCGUUUGAUACAACAUUGGGAGGCAGAAAAUUUGAUGAGGUGUUGGUAAAUCACUUCUGUGAGGAAUUUGGAAAGAAAUACAAGCUAGACAUAAAAUCUAAAGUUCGUGCUUUAUUGCGACUCUCUCAAGAAUGUGAGAAACUCAAGAAAUUAAUGAGUGCGAAUGCUUCAGACCUCCCUUUGAGUAUUGAAUGCUUUAUGAACGAUAUUGAUGUAUCGGGAACUAUGAAUAGAGGCAAAUUUUUGGAGAUGUGUGAUGAUCUCUUAGCAAGAGUGGAGCCGCCACUUCGUAGCAUCUUGGACCAAUCCAAGUUAAAGAAAGAAGAUAUUUAUGCAGUGGAGAUAGUUGGUGGAGCCACACGAAUCCCUGCGGUGAAAGAGAAGAUCAGCAAGUUUUUUGGUAAAGAACUCAGCACAACAUUAAAUGCGGAUGAAGCUGUCACUCGAGGCUGUGCCCUGCAGUGUGCAAUCUUAUCACCUGCUUUCAAAGUCAGAGAAUUUUCUAUCACUGAUGUGGUACCAUAUCCAAUAUCUUUGAGGUGGAAUUCUCCAGCUGAAGAGGGGUCAAGUGACUGUGAAGUCUUCCCCAAAAACCAUGCUGCUCCUUUCUCCAAAGUCCUCACCUUUUAUAGAAAGGAACCGUUCACUCUUGAGGCCUACUAUAGUUCUCCUCAGGAUUUGCCCUAUCCAGAUCCUGCUAUAGCUCAGUUUUCAGUUCAGAAAGUCACUCCACAGUCUGACGGCUCCAGCUCAAAAGUGAAAGUCAAGGUCCGGGUAAAUGUGCAUGGCAUUUUCAGUGUGUCCAGCGCGGCCUUAGUAGAGGUGCACAAGUCCGAGGAGAGCGAGGAGCCAAUGGAGACGGAUCAGAAUGCAAAGGAAGAAGAGAAGAUGCAGGUGGACCAGGAAGAACCACAUACUGAAGAGCAACAGCCACAGACACCAGCAGAAAACAAGGCGGAGUCUGAGGAGAUGGAGACCUCUCAAGCUGGAUCAAAAGAUAAAAAGACGGACCAACCACCUCAAGCAAAGAAGGCAAAAGUGAAGACCAGCACCGUGGACCUGCCCAUUGAGAGCCAGCUGCUGUGGCAGCUGGACCGGGAGAUGCUCGGCCUGUACACAGAGAAUGAGGGUAAGAUGAUCAUGCAGGAUAAACUGGAGAAGGAACGGAAUGACGCCAAAAAUGCGGUGGAAGAGUAUGUGUAUGAGAUGAGAGACAAACUUAGUGGUGAAUAUGAGAAGUUUGUGAGUGAAGAUGAUCGUAAUAAAUUUACUUUGAAAUUAGAGGAUACAGAAAAUUGGCUGUAUGAAGAUGGAGAAGAUCAACCAAAGCAAGUUUAUGUAGACAAAUUGGCUGAGUUAAAAACUUUAGGUCAACCUAUUAAGACACGGUUCCAGGAAUCUGAAGAAAGACCAAAAUUAUUUGAAGAACUAGGGAAGCAAAUCCAACAGUAUAUGAAAGUGAUCAGCUCUUUCAAAAACAAGGAGGACCAGUAUGAACACUUGGAUGCUGCUGACAUGACAAAGGUAGAGAAAAGCACCAAUGAGGCGAUGGAGUGGAUGAAUAGUAAGCUGAACCUGCAGAACAAACAGAGCCUGACGGCGGAUCCAGUUGUCAAGACAAAAGAGAUUGAAGCUAAAAUUAAGGAGCUGACAAAUAUUUGCAGUCCUAUAAUUUCAAAGCCCAAACCCAAAGUGGAACCCCCUAAGGAGGAACCAAAACAUGCUGAGCAGAAUGGACCAGUGGAUGGCCAAGGAGACAACCCAGGCACCCAAGCUGCUGAGCACGGUGCAGACACAGCUGUGCCUUCCGAUGGUGACAAGAAGCUUCCUGAGAUGGACAUUGAUUGAUUCCAACACUUGUUUAUAUUAAAACAGACUAUUAUAAA
This is a messenger RNA of Rattus rattus (black rat), 2802 nucleotides long. Its product is annotated as heat shock 70 kDa protein 4. Gene Ontology annotation, molecular function: ATP-dependent protein folding chaperone; ATP binding. Bases 242 to 2764 code for a protein of 840 amino acids. Gene Ontology annotation, cellular component: cytosol; nucleus. Lineage: Eukaryota; Metazoa; Chordata; Mammalia; Rodentia; Muridae. Gene Ontology annotation, biological process: protein folding. The transcript has a single exon. The record is from RefSeq and is a predicted model, not a curated record.